GCGACCAAUCGGGGCGAUGCCUUCGUCUUUCCCGGGGACUCGUGGGGUAACUUGCUCUUGGGAACCAGCACCAUGGCGUCUGGCUGCAGGAUUGGCCCGUCCAUCCUCAACAGCGACCUGGCCAAUUUAGGGGCCGAGUGCCUCCGAAUGCUGGACUCUGGGGCCGAUUAUCUGCACCUGGAUGUAAUGGACGGGCAUUUUGUUCCCAACAUCACCUUUGGUCACCCUGUGGUAGAAAGCCUUCGAAAGCAGCUAGGCCAGGACCCUUUCUUUGACAUGCACAUGAUGGUGUCGAGGCCGGAACAGUGGGUAAAGCCAAUGGCUGUAGCAGGAGCCAAUCAAUAUACGUUUCAUCUCGAAGCUACUGAGAACCCAGGGGCUUUGAUUAAAGACAUUCGGGAGAAUGGGAUGAAGGUUGGCCUUGCCAUCAAACCAGGAACUACAGUUGAGUAUUUGGCACCGUGGGCUAAUCAGAUAGAUAUGGCCUUGGUUAUGACAGUGGAACCUGGGUUUGGAGGGCAGAAAUUCAUGGAAGAUAUGAUGCCAAAGGUUCAUUGGUUGAGGACCCAGUUCCCGUCUUUGGAUAUAGAGGUCGAUGGUGGAGUGGGUCCUGACACAAUCCAUAAAUGUGCAGAGGCAGGAGCUAACAUGAUUGUGUCUGGCAGUGCCAUUAUGAGGAGUGAAGACCCCAGAUCUGUGAUCAACCUGUUAAGAAAUGUUUGCUCUGAAGCUGCUCAAAAACGCUCUCUUGAUCGAUGAAAACAAGGAGUUAAAUGUUUCUGGUCAUGAAGUCUUUUUACUGGAAAACGAGAAUAUUGACUACCAAAUCCUAUCACAAUUGAGGAAGUGCUGCUUUUCUGAGCAAUUAUUCAUUCCAGUGACUAACAUCUAUUUUGCAGAAUGUUCCAAGAGGUUGGAAAUUGGUGUGUAUUGUUACUUUUUUAGUGAUGGAAUUUAAAGAUUAGUGUGAUAAAAUACCAUUUUUACUGGGAAACUUGAUUUUUAUAAAGAGUAAUAUGGCUGUAUUACGGUGUGUCUGAAUGCCUAAGGAAGGCAUGCAUAUUAGCUAUGAAAAAAAAAUGUUUUUUCUCCAUUUCUAAAAAGACUGUUGUUUCUUGGCUGUUUCCUAAAAGCAGGAAAGUCCUUAUGUUUUUCCUGUUUAAUGUCAUUUUUGACGAAUAGAAUGGAACUUAUGAAAAAUCUAAGUUUGAAUGUGGCUGGGAUGGCAUACCAUAUUUUUCUUGUUCCUAAACACCUAUUUGUUACUUUGCACCUUAUAUUUGAUAUAAAAACAAUGGACAAAGUCCAGAGAUUUUCAGGUGGUUGGUUCUAAUAUACAAGCAUAGAUUUUAUCAGGGUGUUUUCUUUGUUAGCUUUGCUGCAUGGGUAGGUUAUUCAGUGCUUUCCCCCACCACCUCACCUUGUUCUUAAUCACACCCACCAUGCUUAAGGACGUGAAAUAAUGUUGUGCUAGCUGUGAGCAGAAUGGAAAGAAAAGUUUCUAUUUGGAAGUAAAAUCGAGUUGAAUCUUGCCUCUUCCCCUUUGUAAGUAUUUGAUCUUGGCAAAUCAAAUCAACUAACUUUUUUGAGCUAUUAACUGAUUUAUACAUUGAAUGUAAUUAUAACAACUGUGCAGAGUUGUAUUGAGCAUUAAAAGAGAUACUAUUAUGUAUGUAAAGCUUCUACUCUUAGAAUUGUAGGAUAGUAGAAUUUUGAGGAUGCUCAGUAUAAAGCUAUCAUUAAGUUUAUGUUUUGUAGGUUAUAAAGUACUUUGAUAUAAUCUCAUUAAAUCAAGUCACUCCUAUGAGUGGUAGGACGGGUAUUUUUGUCCCCAUUUAAAAAAUGAAGAUACAACAAGCAGGCUGAUAGCAUGGAAAGGGUCCUGUAGGGCAUAGGAUUUCUGGUCUGUACUCUUUACAAAUGGAGGCCUUGGGAGUGGAUUAGGUAAAUGAAGCUGCUUUUAUUUAACAUUGUCUUAUUUCCAGUCUAACUUUAUUCUGUAGCAGAACCAGGUGGCUGAGGAUAUUUUGGAACUAUGGAUUUUGACCCUGAGGAUACAUAUUUUAUUAAUCUAAGAUGGAUCAGGUAGGCUAAGAGGUGACAAGGUACAGAGUUAAUCCAUAAACUAAAUAUUUAAAUUGCGUCCCAGAUUGUACUUUGACAACAAAUGUGUCAGCCAUUUUAUUAUUGUAAAUACUCUUGCUAUGUAAUAGAUAUGGCAAGAAGUAACAUGACCAGUGUCAUUAAACUUCUUUAGGCUAUUAUAAGUUUUAAGAAAUAUGAUUUGAAAAAUAAGAACAUUAACACAA
Messenger RNA from Pteropus alecto (black flying fox), 2309 nucleotides. It is a transcript of the gene RPE, whose product is annotated as ribulose-5-phosphate-3-epimerase. Gene Ontology annotation, biological process: pentose-phosphate shunt; carbohydrate metabolic process; pentose-phosphate shunt, non-oxidative branch. Gene Ontology annotation, molecular function: D-ribulose-phosphate 3-epimerase activity; metal ion binding. Lineage: Eukaryota; Metazoa; Chordata; Mammalia; Chiroptera; Pteropodidae. The transcript has 6 exons. The coding region runs from base 73 to 759 and encodes 228 amino acids. The record is from RefSeq and is a predicted model, not a curated record. Gene Ontology annotation, cellular component: cytosol.